AUGUCCUUUACAAGAACGAGUUGUAUUUCUGUGCUCUUGCUCUUGUUACUAGCUAUCGCAUGUGAAGCAAGGGUUCCAAGAAGUGAGAAUAAUGCAGGGUUUAUAACAGUUAAAGAUGCCCAUUUUGAACUCAACGGAUCCCCUUUUCUAUUCAAUGGUUUCAACUCCUAUUGGUUGAUGCAUGUUGCUGCUGUGCCUAAUGAGAGGCAUAAAGUCACCGAUGUUCUUAAAGGUGCAUCUACUGCUGGCCUUUCUGUUUGUCGCACGUGGGCUUUCAGUGAUGGAGGUUAUGGAGCAUUACAAAUAUCACCUGGCAUUUACAACGAACGUGUUUUUCAGAACGAAUUUGGAGGAAAAGCUCAAUAUGUUCAGUGGGCGCGAAAUGCAAAGGCUUACAUUAAUAGCGACGAUGAUUUCUAUACUCACCCUAUGCUCAAAACUUAUUACAAGAACCACAUCGAGAAAAUUGUUACAAGAUUCAAUACCAUUACUAAAGUUGCUUACAAAGAUGAUCCAACAAUCAUGGCAUGGGAACUCAUGAAUGAGCCACGCGACCAAGCUGACAUCAGGAAAAACUGUUAA
This is a messenger RNA of Lycium barbarum (goji berry), 582 nucleotides long. RefSeq names its product mannan endo-1,4-beta-mannosidase 1-like. Bases 1 to 582 code for a protein of 193 amino acids. Lineage: Eukaryota; Viridiplantae; Streptophyta; Magnoliopsida; Solanales; Solanaceae. The transcript has 3 exons. Gene Ontology annotation, molecular function: hydrolase activity, hydrolyzing O-glycosyl compounds. The record is from RefSeq and is a predicted model, not a curated record.